UGUGUGGUGUGGUGAGGGGGAGGAGGGCCGUGUGUGUAGGCCUACCACACUCUGUUGGGAUACUCUGCUCUACUGUACUCGGCUGUAACCCUAGGGCGACACCGCAGCUGGAUAAAAAACAGCAGCGACAGUUGGCUGGCGGUUGGUGUGUGAAAUUGUCUGGAAUAGCCCAGUCAGGCCAAGCCACGCGCAGCUACCUGUAGCCCGCCUGCCCAGUCCAGCCCUGUCGCGCGAUGUUACCUGAUGUGCGCCGCAGUCUCGUGGAGGAGAAACGGGGUCCCGAGCCCACCGUCCGCUGCAUGCUGGUGGGAGACGGAGCCGUGGGCAAGACUAGUAUGAUCAUCAGCUACAUCGCCAACGGGUACCCGGAUGAGUACCGACAGACAGCCUUCGACGUGUUCACCGGAUCGGUAACGGUGGACGGAAUACCAGUGCGGAUUCAGCUCAUGGACACGGCGGGACAGGAGGACUACGACGCGUUCCGGUCGCUAUGCUACGAGCAUGCGGACGUCUUCCUUCUCUGCUUCAGCGUGGUCUGCCCGACGUCCUUCCACAACGUCACGUCCAAGUGGAUCCCGGAGCUGCGCGCCCAGCGGCCCUCGCUACCCAUCAUCCUCGUGGGCACGCAGGCCGACCGCCGCCACGACGUCAACGUGCUGAUCGCGCUGGACCAGCUGAGACUCUCGGGCCCCGUGGGCGCCGCCGAGGGGCGGGACUUAGCAGAUCGGAUCGGGGCGCUGGACUACGUGGAGUGUUCGGCCCUGACGCAGGAGAACCUGAAGGAGGCCUUCGACGCCGCCAUCUUCGCCGCCAUCAAGCACAAGGCCCGUCGACGCUCUGGGGCCCCGGGCAAACGCGGACUAGUGGGCCGCGCCAAGCGGAUCUCUAGCGGGGCCUGGAAGAAGCUCUUCUGCUUCGUUUAGGACGCCACGCGGGAGUGUGUGUGUGUUAAUGUGUAAGUGUGU
Messenger RNA from Engraulis encrasicolus (European anchovy), 965 nucleotides. It is a transcript of the gene rhov, whose product is annotated as ras homolog family member V. Bases 234 to 923 code for a protein of 229 amino acids. Lineage: Eukaryota; Metazoa; Chordata; Actinopteri; Clupeiformes; Engraulidae. The transcript has 3 exons. Gene Ontology annotation, biological process: endocytosis; Cdc42 protein signal transduction; establishment or maintenance of cell polarity. Gene Ontology annotation, molecular function: protein kinase binding; GTP binding; GTPase activity. The record is from RefSeq and is a predicted model, not a curated record.